Daktulosphaira vitifoliae (grape phylloxera) is the source of this 2160-nucleotide messenger RNA. RefSeq names its product aristaless-related homeobox protein-like. The transcript has 4 exons. NCBI's taxonomy places the organism in Eukaryota, Metazoa, Arthropoda, Insecta, Hemiptera, Phylloxeridae. Gene Ontology annotation, biological process: regulation of transcription by RNA polymerase II. The record is from RefSeq and is a predicted model, not a curated record. Gene Ontology annotation, molecular function: RNA polymerase II transcription regulatory region sequence-specific DNA binding; DNA-binding transcription factor activity, RNA polymerase II-specific. The coding region runs from base 1215 to 2012 and encodes 265 amino acids.
GGAAUCUUAAAAUUAGAAUUUAUUUAGUAAAAACGCAGAAGACAUUUAAAUUAAAAUAUUGCCUCUUCUUUGAAAUAGUUGACUUCAAACUUGCUCAUCUUCUGUAAAGUUGUAAAACAGUUACUUACAUUGUUGUAUUAUGAUAAAAUAAGUAUUAGUAAAUUUAACUUGAAUAUCAAGAGAAGCAAAAUCCGCUUAAAGUUUGAAAAUAUUUGUAGUUAUACGACCGUUUUUAUACAAGUUAUUCAAGUAUAUAUUUUAAGGCUGAUUCGCCAUUAAGAAAACGGCUAUACACUGAAUAUCCUAUAUCGUAUCGUCUCUAAAAUAUUUCAAAGUAAAUAAAAAUACACAUUAUUUGUCCAACUAUAGUAAAUUCUACGACUUUGUAAAUAGAGUCUAAAAAUAUUUUUAGUAGAAAAAUUUACAUAGUUUCCGCAUUUCAAACAGAGAAGGCAACCCACUGCACCUCAUUUGAGGAUAUUUAAACAUUUAAUAAAGUUACAGAAAAUUAUAAAUAGAAACUUUAGUUUCAGGUACAUUAUUAGGAUGAGUGAGGGGAGUAAAUUCCCCAAAACAAAAAUAUUUACACGGUGAAGAUACAAUAGUUUUUCAAUUAGAAUCGAACACGUAUAUCUAUGCAUUGAAACAGGACUCAUUGUCGACUUAUUCGAAUCGUAAACGUUCAAUUUAAGCUAAGAUAUUGGAUUAUUAUUUAUUUAAAAUUAGUUUUAUUUAUUUUUUUUUUUAAUAUUGAAAGCAAUUUAAAUAUUAAAAUCUUUUUAAAAUUCGUUAAUAAAUUGUUUGAUAAAAAUAAAUAAAUUAAAGGAUUUCAAAGUAAUUUAUUUUUAUCUUAAUGAAUGCAACUUUUCAUUACAAGCAGAACAAUAUUUAACGACAUUCAAGUGUUAUUAAUUUUAUGUCACGUAUAAUUUAGACCAAUUAUAUAAUUAUCAAAAAUGUUAUAUGAAGCGCAGGACGUGUGGGAAGGGCUAAGUGUCCAAUAGAAUUCGCGACCACGACAACGCAUCCGCCCUCCGGGCUAAUCCUUCUGGAAACGAAGGCGUAACGAAGGGUAGAUGGGGUUUAUUUUACAGUCCCUCCGGUUAAAGACCUAACAAACCAUGUGUCAUUCAGUUGUUGUUAAGGCAAGAGAAAACAUACACACCACCAAUAUAGAAUAGUAUAAAUUUUAAAAGUCUUCAAAGAUUUGAAUAAUGGACACGACUAAAUCAGCUAGAAAUAUAUACACAAUCGAUCAGAUUCUCAGCACAACACAUUCAACCAAAAAUGAUAGUAAUAGUGUGCGGUGUCAAUCCAAACUAGACGCUUUGUAUGCUGUUAGCAGUUCUGACACAUCAUUUCACCGUAUGGACGAAAACGAUGACGAAAAACCGCGGAAAGUCCGUCGCAGCAGAACGACAUUCACUACUUACCAAUUACAUCAAUUGGAAAGAGCAUUUGAGAAAACACAAUAUCCCGACGUAUUUACCAGAGAAGAGUUGGCUAUGCGAUUGGAUUUAAGCGAAGCUAGAGUACAGGUUUGGUUUCAAAACCGUAGGGCUAAAUGGAGAAAACGAGAAAAAUCAAUGGGACGAGAAACAAAUACUUCGUAUUUGCCAGAACACUCAAUGUUCAGGAAUGAGUGUUUGACACAAUCUGGGCUUGGACCACUUCCAUUCCUAAGUCCUGAACAAUUUUGGCCCAACAUAGUAUUCAAUCCAACAGCUGCAUCAGCUUUUCUACUUGGUUUACCCUGGCAUACCCAUUCAUACCAAUCCUCAAUGCAUAAGGCAUUAUCUCAACGGAUAAACCCAAAUAAAUGGCCAACUCAAACGUCAUCUUCUGAGCCACACAGUCCAUCAUCGUCAUCAUCUAGUUCUAUUCCUCUAUCACCUCAAAUUUUAGAACCAAAUGAUAUAAUUGACACUGAACCUGAUAAUCUUAAAUCUCCUUUAGUCAUUAGUAGGUCUUGUUCGCCAACAGCAGCGUUAGUCGAAAAAGUUUCUUGUUAAAAUGUCUACCUAUUAUAAUGUAUUAAGAUAUAUUUUAUUUAUAAUGAGUGUUAAUUGUAUUUUUUUCUUAUUCCCCUAUCAUUUCCUUUUAUCAUUUUUUAAAAUGACAAAAAAUUAUCUAGAUUAAGAAUAAAUUAUAAUAUUUAUA